CUCCCAUCUGGCUGGCCUGGAAGGUUGAACUUGCGCUGGUUUGAGAGACGGGCGAGCUGGUGACAGGUCACUCCUGCUUCAGAAGGUUGCUGGAUGAGUCAGGAUUGGGGAGACGGAGAAAGCACAGUUCUCCAGGACCUACGCUGGGACCCAGGGUUUCGAGGGAGAAACAGCAUCCCCUAGGGAACAGAGGUCUCCUGUGCCAGUCCUGUCGUAAGCACUGCUGGAUCUGUGUGACAUCACCAGCCCCCUUGCUGCUGUCACUGCUGGAAGUUCUGAGCUCUGUGCUGGGGGCACCAGGCACUGACACUUGGCUCUUGUUGGGAGAACAGAGAGAGUCUCUCUUGUCCACAGCCUGUGCUCGGCUCCAACUGCUGCAUCUCCCGGAGGCUUCUGCCUAGCCUGCAUAGGGUGAGAGCUGCUAAGGCUGUCUCAGAAGUUUAAGGUGGGAAAGAGGGCAGCCCGGCCUGGGGGCCAAGAACUGUCACGCUUGGUCUUCCCAGUACCUCCAGAGCCUACCUCAUCACAGCUACAGAAUGGCCUCCAGCCGGGCUGGAGUUCCUAGCCCACAGCCCUCUAGGGCCAAUGGGAACAUCAAUCUGGGACCAUCCGCUAACCCAAAUGCCCGACCCACAGAUUUUGACUUCCUCAAAGUCAUUGGCAAAGGGAACUAUGGGAAGGUCUUACUGGCCAAGCGCAAGUCUGACGGAGCCUUCUAUGCAGUGAAGGUGCUACAAAAGAAAUCUAUCUUGAAGAGCAAAGAGCAGAACCACAUUAUGGCAGAGCGCAAUGUAUUGCUGAAGAACGUGCGCCACCCCUUCCUCGUGGGCCUGCGCUACUCCUUCCAGACCCCUGAGAAGCUCUACUUUGUGCUUGACUAUGUCAACGGAGGAGAGCUCUUCUUCCACCUGCAGCGGGAACGCAGGUUCCUGGAGCCCCGGGCCCGGUUCUACGCUGCAGAGGUGGCUAGCGCCAUUGGCUACCUGCACUCCCUCAACAUCAUUUACAGAGACUUGAAGCCGGAGAACAUUCUCUUGGACUGCCAGGGACACGUGGUCCUGACAGAUUUUGGCCUCUGCAAGGAAUGUGUGGAGCCCGAGGAGACCACAUCCACUUUCUGUGGCACUCCCGAGUACCUGGCCCCCGAAGUGCUUCGUCAAGAGCCUUACGAUCGAGCAGUGGACUGGUGGUGCUUAGGAGCGGUCCUCUAUGAGAUGCUUCAUGGCCUGCCCCCCUUCUUCAACAGAGAUGUGGCCCAGAUGUAUGACAAUAUUUUGCACCAGCCACUCCAGAUCCCUGGAGGCCGGACGGUGGCUGCCUGUGACCUCCUGCAAGGCCUUCUUCACAAGGACAAGAAGCAGCGGCUGGGCUCCAAGGAAGACUUUGUCGACAUAAAGAACCAUGUGUUCUUCAGUCCCAUAAAUUGGGAUGACCUGUACCACAAGAGGCUAACUCCACCCUUCAACCCAAACGUGGAAGGACCUGCUGACUUGAAACACUUUGACCCAGAGUUCACCCAGGAAGCUGUGUCCAAGUCCAUUGGCUGCACCCCUGACACCAUGGCCAGCAGUUCUGGGGCCUCAAGCGCAUUCCUUGGAUUUUCCUAUGCACAGGAUGAAAACAUCUUGGACUCAUAAGCGGCAAAGCGCUUGCAAAUCCACCAAGACUAACUGGCACCUGCAGGGGCUACCUUCUGCUUCCAGCAAGACACAAUGAGUUUGAUGACUCAGAGAAGAGGGGAGUGCUUUCUGUCACAUGAAAAACAGUGUAGGACAGGCCACUGAGUCCCUGCUCAGGCUGUCAGGACAGGCCACCAAGUACCCGGUCAGGUCGGCAGGACAGGCCACCGAGUCCCGGCUCAGGCUGGCAGGAGAGGCCACCGAGUACCCGGUCAGCCUGGCUGGACAGGUCACCGAGUACCAAGCGUCUGUCGUUCUGAUUUGCUCUUCUUGAGAAAUGACUCCUGUGUUUGGUGGUUGUUGUUGUUGCUGCUGCUGUGACAAAUAUCCAAGAAAGGUAACGUAAAGAGGAUCUCCUCGGGCUCACCACUUCAGAGGUUUCCGCUCACUGCUGGCUGGUCCCAUUGUUGUGGUCUUUAGGCAAAGCUGAGUCACCUCGGUGAAAGGAGUGGUGUGGAAAAGCUGCUUACCUUCUUCCUACCAGGAAGCCGAAAUAGAAGACUGGGCUGGAAAUAAGAUUUACCCUCGGAGUUAUGUCCCAAGUGACUGACACCCUCCAAGCGGGGCUCACGUUUUAGUUACCUUUCCAUCACCUCUCCAUGCCAUACAAUUACGAAUCUACGAAUGGACUAAAUCACUGAUGAGCCUGGGCCCCCGGAACCCAAUCAUAUACUAAAACCCCAUCAGCUGGACAGGGGAACCUUUAGAUCCAAAGUAAAAUAGCUUUGAAUAUUGGGGUUACAUGAUCAUAACAUGGUUGCUGAUACCAUAGCCACCUUUGUGUUCUAAGCAAGAGAAAAGGAGGGAUGGGACAGGAGUGGGUUACAAAAGGACACCGUUAAAGAGUUUCCCAGAAGCCCAGUUCAGUGACUUCUUUUAGCAUGUCAUAUAUCCCCAGCCCUACUUAAUGGAGCCUGGGCACAAGCUCCCUCUCAUAGCAAGGGCGUUCAAACGCUGAGGGAAAGAGGAAGAAUGUUAUCUAGGCCACGAACACUCUGGGAAAAGACAUCUUGGUAUGUGAGUUUUUAUUUCAGAGUGUAAACUGAUGAGCUGUAGUGUAUUGCCUUCAGUUUCACAUUGCUCUGUGUGGACGGUAGUAUUGAUAAACUGGGUAUUUGUUACUAAGUAUGGUUGCCUCAACACCUUUCAUAAUUCAAGGAAGUCCCUACUUUUGAGGCUUGAGUGUGUGUGUGAGAGGUGGCUACCUCCAUUUAUAGUAGCAAACACUACCAGACUCUGGCUUCCUCAUCCUCUGAGCUCAAGCAAGGCAUGUGGACCAGAGACACAUCUGUGCCAACCUGGGUCCAAGGACAGGACUGGGGACUCUUUUGAGUUCCCCCUGUAGAAGAGGUGAUAGCGCAGAUUGUAGCAGCCAGGCCUCAGCAUACUAGGGCUGUAGUGCUGAUCCUGGAAGCCUCAAGAUUUUCUUUGAAGAUUGUCAGAGUCCGGUGCUAGCCCGGACCAUAAAUUAUUUCUCUACCAGACCCCAACAUAAACUAUCUCUCUCUGGACCAGCGUGGAGGAGAUGGGAAUAAAGACACAACUCACAAGGUUUCAACGGGAGGGAGAUUCUUUCUCAGUGGUCCCUCAUGAAAUCCUGAGUUCACAUCCUGAAGAAUUUCUUCUCAUUUAUUCUCAAACAGUCUUUAUACCAAAACUUAACUCAGGGGGAGAUACGUUAGCAUUCUGUCUCCUAGGUAACCAGGUGAAUGGCAUUUUUGUCACCUACGCAUCUACCUGUCUGCUGUGUAUGCUAGCUGUCGUGUAGGUUUGAAUCAACAUCUCUAUAAGGCAUCCUCCAAAUUACAAAGAAAGGAGCAACAACAUCCUGGCCCUUUCUUAGGUAGUGAUGGCCUGUCUGGUAGGCUAUGUGACCAUCCUCAGAUACUGACUGUGGCUUUAGAGCCUGGCUGCCACAUCAUAUAGAAAUAUGGGCCUACAGGAGAUUUCCAAGUCUUUUAACACACUCCUUUUUUACUUAGUUGUCCAAAGUCAGCCUUAGAACACUUCUCUUGGGCGAGUUGUGGAACAUUUGUUCAUGUCUGUUAGCAUGUUCAUCCAGAUGACCCUAAAGUAGUAAUGACUCCUCCUUUUGCCAAUCAAGAGACAAGGUCAGAGAAGCUGUUCUUUGCUUGAAGGCCAUACCCAUUAACACAGGCUGGAAUGUGGAACUGUUUGACCUAGGGCUCUACCCAGUAACCCUUGGACAGGUUUGCUCCUCAUUUAGACUGUUAGAGCCAAGAAAAGACUAAGCAUCUCUCAUGAGAGAUGGGCACAGUGCACAUGCCCUUAAUAACAGGAAGGGAGGGGUGGGUGGAUCUAUGAGUUCUAGGGCAGCCUGGUCUACAUAGUGAGUUCCAGGCUGUCAGGGAGACACAGUGAGACCACAUCUUAAAAAAAAAACCCAAACCCUCUUAGAUCAAGGCAAGAAUUGUCUAAAACAAGCCAGAGAGUGAUAAAGAGGGGUCUUGGAGAGCCCCUCACUCCUGGUAUGGGCCUGGCUGUCAAGUUCAUGUGCUUGAUCUCCAGCACAGAGCUGAAGCCUUUGCGGCCAAUCUCCUGGCUAGCCACUAAACUCCAGGUGGUCAAGAUUAGUCAUUUCAAAAGGUAAUUCUGGAUGGUGAGAAUGUGAGCAUGUUGUUUACGGUCAGGUAUGCAUGUGUGGUGGGUCAUUCUGUUUCCAGUGUCUUUUUCACAAACUUCAGGGUGGCCUCAUUACCUUGCUGGAUUGGGGACAACGGGAGGCCUGUCUUUUAUUGCUUCUUCUCCUAUACUUGGUUCCACCCCUUUCCUCCCAGUUUUGUUCCCUCUGUCCCCAGCCCUAGGAAUUAAGUGGGGGAAGCAAGGCUGGGACUCAUGAAAACAAAAUCAAACACUGGUAACAUUGAUCUAUUAGACACCAGAGCUGAGUCAGGAAUUACUAUUAAGCUUUGAUAUAGAAAGGAACAGACUUCCAUCUCACCUGGUGCAGGUUAACUGCUAGAUGUGGGACACAAGGCAGGAACAAAUAUUCCCACUUAGAGUGUAACCGUCAGAAAUCGGAACAUCUGCCAAGUCCACAUCGGCUGGUUCCGUUCUGAGGUUGUAAGAAUCACAGAAUGUUUCACCAGGACAGGAAAUAAAGAACAAAUACACUACUAAA
Molecule: messenger RNA, 4821 nt
Organism: Arvicola amphibius (Eurasian water vole)
Lineage: Eukaryota; Metazoa; Chordata; Mammalia; Rodentia; Cricetidae
Gene: Sgk2
Product: serum/glucocorticoid regulated kinase 2
Exons: 14
Coding region: 537-1637 (366 amino acids)
Biological process (GO): protein phosphorylation
Molecular function (GO): protein serine/threonine kinase activity; ATP binding
Source: RefSeq, a predicted model, not a curated record